AUGAAUCCAAAUAAUCCCCCACCUCCAAAUUCUACAAAUCCGAACCCUCAAUUUCCAUAUCCAUAUCCAAAUUCUUAUUUCCCAAAUCCACAAAAUUUUAAUUCUCAAACCCCAAAUUCUCAAUACCCAUUUCCACAUUCUCAAAAUUCUCAAUAUCCAUUUUCAUAUCCUCAAAAUUCUCCAUAUCAGUAUCCAUUUCCUACAUUUUCAAAUUCACAAUUUGAAACUCAACAAUCACCUCCUAAUUUCGAAAAUUCUCCACACUCACAAGUGCCCGCCUUUAAUAAUAGAAAUUUUAUUGAUCUAAAUGAUGAUUUUGAGGAAACUGAAGAAGUACGAGAAAUUACUGGACAGUGGAAGUGGGCUGAAGAUAAGCUUUUAAUAAGUGCAUGGUUGAAUGUGUCAAUUGAUCCCCUAGUGGGCACUGAUCAAAAAGCCGACGCAUUUUGGGACCGAAUUCAACAAUAUUGCGAGGAAGAUAAUCCCGGUGUCAUCAAGAGAGGAGCUGCAGCUAUGAGAAAAAGGUGGCAACGCAUAAAUGAAGGUGCUCAGAAAUUUGGAUCAUGUUAUGAAGACGCUUAUAAGAAAAUGGGGAGUGGUGCAAAUUUGGAUGACGUAAAUGAGAAAGCUCAUAUUUUGCAUUCUGCCAAAUACAAAAAGAAGUCUAACUUUGAUAAGCAUUGGUUUGAGCUUCGUAGACAACCCAAGUGGAGAACUCCUUCAACCACUGACAGUUCGAAAAGAACUAAAAUAAGCAGCUCUGGAGCUUACUCAUCAUCGGGAAAUAACGAUACACCAACAAGUGAGAAUGUUGCUGAAUCUCCUGUUCGUCCUAAAGGUAGGGAAGCGGCUAAAAGAAAGGGAAAGGGAAAGGCAAGAGCGGUACAAGCGUCCGAUGAGUGGGAAGAAUUACGAGCUAGUACAUGUCGAAAGCUAAAUCUAAUGGAAGCAAUAAAUGAAACUCGUCAAAAGGAAAUUGAGACUCGAGAAAAAGAGAUUGAGGCAAAGCAAACUGAAAUGGAUUUACAAGUCAUUUUGGCAGAUACUACUAAAAUGAAUGAUAUUCAGCGGAUGGCUCAUUCAAAAUUGCUUGAAAAAAUUAUGGCAAGGAACUAG
Messenger RNA from Daucus carota subsp. sativus, 1116 nucleotides. RefSeq names its product glutathione S-transferase T3-like. NCBI's taxonomy places the organism in Eukaryota, Viridiplantae, Streptophyta, Magnoliopsida, Apiales, Apiaceae. Bases 1 to 1116 code for a protein of 371 amino acids. The record is from RefSeq and is a predicted model, not a curated record. The transcript has a single exon.